Messenger RNA from Ananas comosus (pineapple), 2120 nucleotides. RefSeq names its product CDPK-related kinase 3-like. NCBI's taxonomy places the organism in Eukaryota, Viridiplantae, Streptophyta, Magnoliopsida, Poales, Bromeliaceae. Gene Ontology annotation, molecular function: ATP binding; calmodulin binding; calcium-dependent protein serine/threonine kinase activity. The transcript has 11 exons. Gene Ontology annotation, cellular component: nucleus; cytoplasm. Gene Ontology annotation, biological process: intracellular signal transduction; peptidyl-serine phosphorylation; protein autophosphorylation. The record is from RefSeq and is a predicted model, not a curated record. Bases 118 to 1851 code for a protein of 577 amino acids.
UUGGUUUUUUUUGGUUCUUAACGCUCUCUAUAAAACCCUCUCACCUCUCUCUCUCCGAUCCCAAUCCCAAAGGAGGAGGAGGAGAAGAAGAGGGGAUACGUAGACAUAUACGUAUAGAUGGGCCAGUGCUACGCCAAGAACAUCGCAACCGUCGAGUACGACGGCGCCGGCGCCGGAGAUGACGAGGCCUCAGCCGGAGAGCUCCGCGACCAGCGGCGGACUGCCUCGCCGUCCCCCGGGGCGGGGGCGGCGGCGGCGGCGCGGUCGACCCCCCGGAGGUUCUUCCGCCGCCCCUUCCCCCCGCCGUCGCCGGCGAAGCACAUCAGGGCCUCGCUCGCCAAGCGCCAGGGCCCGCCGAGGCCUCCCGAGGGCCCGAUCCCCGAGGAGGCCGCCGCCGCCUCCGCUGCCUCCGCUGCAGCGGGGCCCGAGGGGGAGAGGGGUUUGGAUAAGAGCUUUGGGUACGGGAAAAACUUCGGGGCCAAGUACGAGAUUGGGAAGGAGGUGGGGAGGGGGCACUUCGGGCACACGUGCUCGGCUAGGGCGAAGAAGGGGGAGAUCAGGGGCCACCCCGUGGCCGUUAAGAUCAUCUCCAAAGCCAAGAUGACAACACCAAUAUCUAUUGAAGAUGUUCGUAGGGAGGUGAAGAUCCUGAAAUCAUUGUCUGGGCAUACAAACCUGGUCAAAUUUUAUGAUGCAUGUGAGGAUGCCCUUAAUGUCUACAUAAUCAUGGAAUUGUGUGAAGGUGGAGAGUUAUUAGACAGAAUUCUAUCCAGAGGCGGAAGGUACUUGGAGGAAGAUGCAAAAGUUAUUGUCGUGCAAAUUUUGAGUGUAGUUGCUUUUUGUCACCUUCAGGGCGUUGUACACCGCGAUUUAAAGCCAGAGAACUUUCUAUUCGGCACUAAAGAAGAAAAUUCCCCUAUGAAGCUUAUUGAUUUUGGUCUUUCUGAUUUUAUAAGACCAGAUGAAAGAUUGAAUGACAUUGUUGGAAGUGCAUAUUAUGUUGCUCCUGAAGUCUUGCAUAGGUCAUAUAGCAUGGAAGCUGACGUUUGGAGCACUGGCGUUAUAACAUAUAUUUUGUUAUGUGGUAGUAGACCAUUCUGGGCAAGGACAGAAUCUGGAAUAUUCCGAUCGGUGCUGAGAGCAGAUCCUAAUUUUGAUGAUUCUCCUUGGCCUUCUAUAUCUCCAGAAGCUAAAGAUUUUGUGAAAAGGCUUCUAAAUAAAGAUUAUAGAAAAAGAAUGACCGCUCCACAGGCUCUAUCUCACCCUUGGUUGCGAGAUGAGCAGCGACAAGUCCCUCUUGAUAUAUUUAUCUAUAAGUUAGUUAAAGCUUAUCUUCGUGCAACUCCUUUCAAGCGUGCAGCAUUGAAGGCCUUGUCCAAAGCGAUACCAGAAGAUGAGCUUGUCUAUAUUAGAUCGCAAUAUAGCUUGCUGGAACCGAAUAAAGAUGGCCGUGUCUCCCUCGAAAAUUUUAGGAUGGCACUUGCAGAAAAUGCAACCGAAGCUAUGAAGGAGUCGAGGGUUUUUGACAUCUUGCAUGCGCUAGAGCCACUUUCAUACCGGAGAAUGGACUUUGAGGAGUUUCGUGCCGCGACGAUCAGCCCGUACCAGCUCGAGGCCUUGGAAGGGUGGGAACAAAUAGCGACCACCGCAUUCGAGUUCUUUGAGCAGGAAGGUAAUCGAGUCAUCACGAUUGAAGAACUCGCGCAGGAAAUGAACCUCUCCCCCGCGGCUUAUUCUAUGGUUCGCGACUGGAUACGGCCGUCCGAUGGCAAACUCAGCUUUUUAGGGUACACCAAGUUUUUGCAUGGUGUGACGAUGCGUAGCGGCAAUACGAGACACCACCACCGCUAGAUUUACUCAAUCGAGAUUCCUAUCAUUUGUUUUUCUUUUUUUUUCCAUUCAUGUCAUUUGAUAUAGCAACUGAGUUUUACCUUUAACUUCUUUUUUUUUAUUUACUUUUUGUUUAUGUAGAGAAUGCAUGUAAGUGGGAAUAUUUCAUAUAAGGUACAAAAAUGCAUGAUGUACUAAAACGUGGGCCCAAACCACAGGAGCCCAGGAGAUGAAAGGAUCCUUUUUCGUAAUGUUUUUAAUUGGACUAGAUUGGAACUUAAUUAGACUAA